Parnassius mnemosyne (clouded apollo) is the source of this 609-nucleotide messenger RNA. The record is from the annotation of a GenBank genome assembly. Lineage: Eukaryota; Metazoa; Arthropoda; Insecta; Lepidoptera; Papilionidae.
AUGGCAAGGUUAAGAAAUUGCUUACGCGGUGAAGCUAGGGAAGUAGUAUCGGCACUGCUGUUUACCGCGAAGGAUCCAGCAGAUAUUAUGCGAACAUUAGAGCAGUGUUUCGGCCGCCCAGAAGUAAUUAUCGAUCGCGCGUUAGAAGAAUUGAAACGCCUUCCGCGCCCGGGUCAAACUGCACAGGAGCUAAAUGCGUUCGCAAUAAAGUUGCAAAAUAUCGUGUGCAUUUUGCAAAACGUCGACGGCAAGGGAUAUCUGCAAAAUCCAAUGCUUACUAGGGAGGUAACGACGAAAAUGACCGGUCGCGGUAAAGGUGGUAAAGGUUUGGGGAAAGGUGGAGCGAAGCGGCACAGAAAAGUUCUUCGUGAUAACAUCCAGGGUAUCACCAAACCGGCUAUCAGACGUCUCGCACGCAGGGGCGGUGUGAAACGUAUCUCCGGGUUAAUCUACGAAGAGACACGCGGUGUACUCAAGGUGUUCCUUGAGAACGUGAUUCGUGACGCUGUUACAUACACCGAGCAUGCGAAGAGGAAAACCGUCACCGCCAUGGAUGUCGUCUACGCCCUGAAACGUCAAGGACGUACCCUCUACGGAUUCGGUGGUUAA